AUGGCUCGAGGGACACAGCCUUUAAGUCAAUGGCUAGGUUGUCGGUGUCUUGGGUUUGGUUAUGGAGCUGAAAUUGGAUGGAAACCAAGCAUCCUUGCCAGACGCGGAAUCUCCGACAUGGAUGAGGUAGCAUCCACAAUCAUACGGACAUCUUUCAGCUACUCCUCUUCUCCUUUUGUUGGCCCAAAAUUUUCCAACAACGAGCCUCAAUCGCCGCCAUUUCGUGUCAGCUUUCGACCCUUCAGUGUUUCCGCCUCCUGCGCUUCCACCGCCGAGAGACCAACCUCCCAUAAUGUAACACCGACAUCUCUCUACGAAGUUCUCGGGAUUCAAAUGGGUGCGACGUGUCAGGAAAUCAAGGCUGCUUACCGAAAGCUAGCAAGAACAUUGCAUCCAGAUGUUGCAGCAAACGGUCAGAAGGAAGACACAGCUUAUGAGUUCAUAAAAGUACACGAAGCUUAUGAAACCCUGUCGGAUCCUGAAAAACGCGCAGAUUAUGAUCGUUCGCUUUUCAGACCGGGAAGGUAA
Dovyalis caffra is the source of this 528-nucleotide messenger RNA. The record is from the annotation of a GenBank genome assembly. NCBI's taxonomy places the organism in Eukaryota, Viridiplantae, Streptophyta, Magnoliopsida, Malpighiales, Salicaceae.